This is a messenger RNA of Cinclus cinclus, 1362 nucleotides long. Its product is annotated as poly(rC)-binding protein 3-like. Gene Ontology annotation, biological process: negative regulation of mRNA splicing, via spliceosome. The transcript has 12 exons. Bases 1 to 1362 code for a protein of 453 amino acids. Gene Ontology annotation, molecular function: mRNA binding. The record is from RefSeq and is a predicted model, not a curated record. NCBI's taxonomy places the organism in Eukaryota, Metazoa, Chordata, Aves, Passeriformes, Cinclidae. Gene Ontology annotation, cellular component: cytoplasm; nucleus.
AUGAACACGAAGGACGGAAAAGUGUCUGAAGGAGGUCUCAAUGUCACUCUUACCAUUCGCCUUCUCAUGCAUGGCAAGGAGGUUGGAAGCAUUAUUGGAAAGAAAGGUGAGACAGUGAAGAAGAUGAGGGAGGAGAGUGGUGCUCGAAUCAAUAUUUCAGAAGGCACUUGUCCAGAGAGAAUUGUGACAAUAACAGGCCCAACAGAUGCAAUUUUUAAAGCUUUUUCUAUGAUUGCACUAAAAUUUGAAGAGGACAUAAAUGCUUCGAUGACAAACAGCUCCGUGACAAGCAAACCGCCCGUAACACUGCGGCUCGUCGUCCCAGCAAGCCAGUGUGGAUCCCUUAUAGGAAAAGGAGGUUCCAAAAUCAAAGAAAUCAGGGAGUCCACAGGAGCCCAGGUGCAGGUGGCAGGGGACAUGCUGCCCAACUCGACGGAGCGCGCGGUGACCAUAUCCGGCACUCCCGACGCCAUCAUCCAGUGUGUGAAGCAGAUCUGUGUGGUGAUGCUGGAGUCCCCACCCAAAGGUGCCACCAUCCCCUACCGUCCCAAACCUGCCUCUGCACCUAUCAUUUUUGCAGGUGGCCAGGUAAGAGCAGACACCAUUUUGGCUUCAGCUGGAAACCACACCGUCCUGGCCCAGCCUCAGCCAGCGCCCGCGUUCACGAUUCAGGGGCAGUAUGCCAUCCCUCAUCCAGACGUGAGUCCAGCACAUUUGACCAAGCUUCACCAGUUGGCUAUGCAGCAUCCCCCCUUUACUCCCCUUGGGCAGACAACCCCUGGUUUCCCUGGACUGGAUGCCACUACUCCAACCAGUUCCCAUGAACUUACUAUUCCCAAUGAUUUAAUAGGCUGCAUUAUUGGCAGACAAGGCAGUAAGAUAAAUGAAAUCAGGCAGAUGUCAGGAGCGCAGAUCAAGAUUGCUAAUGCCACAGAAGGCUCCGCAGAACGGCAAGUUACAAUCACAGGAUCCCCUGCAAACAUCAGCUUAGCACAGUACCUCAUUAAUGCAAGCUUAGAGAUGGCUAAAGUCAGCACCCAGACCGCUUCCGUCACGACCCCUGUUGACCUCAACAUGAACCUCUCUCAGUCUGCCACCCCUACCUCCACCCCCACCUCCAUGGCCGUGCUGGCGGCCGCCUCCGCCGCUACCGUCAGUACCCCCCCUCCCCUACCAACUCUGCCAACCACCCACUAUGCCGUUCCUGUCUCCAGUCUGCUUGGCAUGAAAACUGUCCCACUGCUGGCACUAAAUGCCGCGGCCGCCGCGGGGGCCACGGGGAGUUUGUCCGCUUACACUGCCAAAAUUCCUUCGACGAGCGGGGUUAAGAAAUCUGACCGCCAGAAGUUUGCUCCAUAUUGA